GUUCGUUUCCGGGAUACAUGUUUUCUAUCAUGUUUUGUACAUUUUCAUGAAAAAGCUUUUCCGCGACUCAAUUCUAAUCGUAAUAGAAUUGUAAAUCGUACAUACACAAAACAAGGAACGACUGAAAUGGACCACAGGUCUGAGAGAAGAAUACAAGACACAAAACAAAAGGCCAGACCAGAACUGAAAGAGAAAGAAGACUGGGUCCGAUUAGACUAUUACCAUACUUUUAAUACAUCACGAUCAUCAGUGAAAGAUAAUGUUGAUCGAAUAGAUGCCAGAAGGGUCUCUUAUGAAGAGUUUGUUGUGAAAUAUGAAUCUCUGUACAAGCCAGUUGUAAUUACACAUGUUCAAGAUGGAUGGGCAGCUCAGAAGAAAUGGACUGUUCAAAGGUUAGCCAAGAAGUAUCGCAAUCAGAAAUUCAAAUGUGGUGAAGACGACGAUGGUUACUCGGUGAAGUUAAAGAUGAAAUAUUACUGUGAAUAUCUACAGACCACCCAUGAUGACAGCCCUCUCUACAUCUUUGACAGUAGCUAUGGAGAUCAUCCUAAGCGCAAGAAGCUUUUGGAAGAUUAUGAUCUGCCUGGAUACUUCACAGACGAUCUGUUCAAGUAUGUAGGGGAGCGCAGGCGACCACCAUACAGAUGGUUUGUUAUGGGCCCUGCUAGGUCAGGUACAGGAAUCCACAUAGACCCAUUGGGUACCAGCGCAUGGAAUGCUCUCGUUCAAGGGCAUAAAAGAUGGUGUUUGUUUCCCACGGAAGCCUCCAAAGAGAUCCUGAAAGUUCCAUCAGGUCAAGGCUGGAAAAACCGUGAUGAGGCCGUAUCUUGGUUCACACAUGUCUAUCCCAAAACACAGCUUCCUGAUUGGCCAAAAAAGUUUAUUCCGCUUGAGAUCUUACAGGGACCCGGGGAGACUGUCUUUGUCCCAGGGGGCUGGUGGCAUGUUGUCGUCAAUUUAGAUGAUACAAUUGCUGUCACACAGAAUUUUGCCAGCGUCACAAAUUUUCCCAUUGUGUGGCACAAGACUGUGAGAGGCCGACCAAAAUUAUCAAAAAAGUGGUACAAAGUUUUAAAAAAAGUUCGUCCAGAGCUAGCUGACGUGGCAGACUCUGUAGAUUUGUCUAAAUCUACAGGAGUUAACUCAGACAGUUCUAGUGACUCUAGCAGUAGUAGCAGUAGCUCAGACAGUUCAGAUAGCUCAGAUAGCGAAUACAGCAAUAUGGAUGCAAGUAGAAAAAGGAAAAGGGCUAUCUCAAGGUCACCAAAUGGUUCCCGUCACCGGGCCAGGCCCCAUUCCCACUCACCAAGUCGCAGCAUAUCACUUACACCAAAGAACUCCAGACAACGCGAAGACUUUAUAUGCAUAAUGCAGAGAAGAUGUUACAAGUGUGUCAAAGGUUAUAAGGUCCUCCAUAAACUGUCUCAAUAUUAUUUGAAACCAAGGCACCUUACUGUUAUGACAGGUUUCCAUGCAAUACAGAAAAUGUCCAUGAUCGAAUGCAAACAUUUAAAGAUGAAGAUAAAAACAGCUUUAGGAAUGAUCGUUAUACUGCACAGAGAAUACGAAGGAACAGCGAGUGAUUCUUUAGAAUACCAGAACAACCAGAGUUUCAGUACGAAAGACCAGGACCAUGACGGUACUAACUCCGCCUUCGAUUGUGCUAAGCAUCACAAAGGGCCAUUCUGGUACAAUGGAUGUGCUGAUAGUGCUCUGUUUGGAGUCUACAAAGAUGGAGGGCAAUGCGAGUCAUACGCGACAUGUGUUUUGUGGAGACUAUGGCCCGAGGUGAUUGGUAGCCCAACUAAUAAUUGGUACUCAUUCAGUUGUACGAAUGAUGAUCCAACCGACUGA
This is a messenger RNA of Owenia fusiformis, 1854 nucleotides long. NCBI's taxonomy places the organism in Eukaryota, Metazoa, Annelida, Polychaeta, Sabellida, Oweniidae. The record is from the annotation of a GenBank genome assembly.